Molecule: messenger RNA, 2498 nt
Organism: Indicator indicator
Lineage: Eukaryota; Metazoa; Chordata; Aves; Piciformes; Indicatoridae
Gene: NPDC1
Product: neural proliferation, differentiation and control 1
Exons: 9
Coding region: 1-1068 (355 amino acids)
Cellular component (GO): membrane
Source: RefSeq, a predicted model, not a curated record
AUGGCAGCAGCGGUGGGGGAGGCGAAGUUCUCGCUGUGCACCCAGCACCCAUGGGUGCUGCCUGGGCUUCCUGGGGCCCUGCGGAGGCGUGCUCCUGGGGAGCUCUGCUGUGUGGGAGGAGCAGCUCUGCCUCAGGGAGCUCAGUGUCUCGCAUCUGUCUGGGAUUAUUUCCCAGUCAGCCGCUCAGGCGGCACAGCGCUGGCCCCGGUAAACUGUCGUCGCCGUGACGCAGUCUGCGUCCCAGCAUCGUGUCCCCGGAGCCUGGACUGUGCCCUGCAGCGCCGAGAGUUCUGCCCCCCGGGCUCAGGUGCCUGCGGCCCCUGCCUGCCCCCGUUCCAGGAGGACAGCCACAGGCAGUGUGUGCAGAAGCAGCUCUCAGGCAGCGGGAGGAUCUCUGUUCCCAGCUGGGAGGAAGAAAUCGAUUUUCUGGCCAGGCAAGAGGCUCCUCACCCCCAGGCGCCGCGGGAUGGCAAGCCCAGGACCACCCUGGUCCCUGCUGGCGGUAGGCAGCGUGUGGUCAGCCGGCUGAGGGAGGGGCUCCUGCAGUGGGGUCGUGCCAGCAGUGAGGCAGCUGCCACCCUCCCCACCUCCACCACAGCUGCAGGCCAGAAGUACCCUGUGGAGGCCUCCCCCAUCCCUUCAAAUGACAACGUGGUGCUUGUGCUGAUCGUGGUGUGCACAGUGGCUGGCAUCUCGGCACUGAUUGUGGCUGCAUUCUGCUGGUGCAGGCUGCAGAAGGAGGUCAGGCUGGCACAGAAAGCUGACUACUCAGCACAGCGAGCGGCCAGCCCCCUGCCCUACGACAAGAUCUUGCCUGGGGACAAGACGCUGGCUCAGAGCGCCCAGAUGUACCACUACCAACACCAGAAGCAGCAGAUGCUCUCCAUGGAGAAGCACAAAGAGGAGCCCAAGCUGCCGGACUCGGCAUCAUCUGACGAGGAGAAUGAGGAUGGAGACUUCACUGUGUAUGAGUGCCCUGGGCUGGCUCCGACUGGAGAAAUGGAAGUGCGGAACCCACUGUUUGAUGACAACUCCUUACACCCCUCCAACCCCAAGUCGCACCAGUAACUCCCCUCCUCUGCUCCGCCCGAGCUUGCUAUGGACUGUGUGCCCAAGGCUGAUGCCCGGAGAGGCACCCACAGCUGGGCAAAGGGGCGCAGACCCCACUCUGCCAGGCUGUUUGAUGCCUGCCCAAUAAACACCCAGUAACAGCUUUGGGAGGGGGGGAUCGCCCCCCGAUUCCAGCGUCCUUGUCCUCUUUGCUGCUGUGAUCGUGUCCCUGCCUUGCCCUUCUGCCCUCACUGCUCUCGGGGAGAUGCCAGGGUAGCAGCCGCUGUAUUGGCAGAGAAACUGGUGGGGAGGUAGGCGGGGGGAAACUGCAGCUCUGGCUCUUUGCAUUUGGCUUUGAGGAGAGGGCAUCACUAAUGGGUCCGGUGCCUGGUUUGACCCCUUCUCCCCAGCUCUGGCAGCCCCUGGCAGCACGGUCCCACUCCUGGAGCAGGAACAGCCUGGGAUAGCUGCUGGCAUCACUCCUCGGGAUGCCCCUUCAGGUACCCCCCUGGGUCAUACCCAGCCAGGAGCAGAGUCUGUGCCGUGGCACCUUGCACUGUCUGCAUCCCUUUUUAGGGCUGCUGGUCCUCAGAGGCCCUGCAGUGCAGACAGUCCUGGUACCGGCCUGGAACCCUGUGCUAGGCAGUGCCAGCAGAGGCAGAUUUCCUUGCAGCAGCCUUGGAUGCCAUCUGAACUCUCACCCUGGACCUCCAUGGGUUCAGGUUUCUUUUUUUAAGCCUGUGUGGCUGUGACAGGAAGGAACAGCCAUGGUGGGGUCUGAGGAGCUGGGAGGGGCAGCCAAGGCACAGUGGCUUUGCUGCAUGGUUCCUGUUGAACAGGGCCUGCUCCCUUCACAGCAUUCCCGCAGGGCCUGGCCUGCUCCUCUCCACACAUCCCUCCAUGGCAGGGCACAAUCUCCACCGCUCCAACCCAGGCACCUUCCACUGCCUGUGUCUGCAUCCAGGCUCACCAGCCCCCACCAACGCAUCCCAGUUUGGAGCCCAGCACGGUUCCCCAAAGCCACCCUGCUGCACUGGCCAUGACUCCUCCAGCCUGAUGCCCAGGACAGGUUUUGGGUUGCUUUUCACAGAUGUGGCUUCAUGUCCAGACCUUGGUGUGGGUUGUCACAGCUGUGGGUGACCUGCUGCAGGCAGGUGUCUUGCACAGGGGUGGCUUCUCACCUGCAUGGGAGCUACUGCAUGCUCCGGAGCCACUGCAUGGGCAGCCAGACACGGGCAGGGCAGGCAGCAGUGGCAGGGCCGUGCCCAUGAGCAGCAGUGGUGUGGGAGCAUCCCAGGGGAUGAGUUGCUGGCAGAGGCCAUCUCUGCACAGAUCUUUCCCCACUCCCUGCUCUCCUCCCUGUGGGCUGCUGCUGCUCAUCUCCUUGUAGCCCUCGUUGUUGUACUGAUUGUAGUUCUUUUAAAAGGCGAUUUUAUUAAACGACCAUG